This is a messenger RNA of Talaromyces stipitatus ATCC 10500, 1195 nucleotides long. RefSeq names its product SNARE protein Snc2, putative. Bases 251 to 610 code for a protein of 119 amino acids. Lineage: Eukaryota; Fungi; Ascomycota; Eurotiomycetes; Eurotiales; Trichocomaceae. Gene Ontology annotation, cellular component: SNARE complex; plasma membrane. Gene Ontology annotation, molecular function: SNAP receptor activity; syntaxin binding. The transcript is spliced from 3 exons. The record is from RefSeq and is a predicted model, not a curated record. Gene Ontology annotation, biological process: vesicle fusion; vesicle-mediated transport.
GACCUACAUACUACUACUAUCACGACCACAACUCACGACGCUUCCCUGCAUUCGAAAAAGAAACUCUCUUGAACAUUUUGUUCUCUGUGUGUUUCUCGCUAUACGAUCAAAACUACGACCGCUCGACCUCUUACCUAAUAUUCAGCUGCGCUGAAAGUCAGGAGAAACCUCGCGCUAUUAUCGACCGGGUCAUCGAACUCUUCGCUUCCUCCCUCUUUUUCCAUCCUCAGUUUUUGCUAAAUCUAUCAUAAUGGCCGACCGCGAACCUCCCUAUGAUCCCUAUAUUCCCGCCGGUGGUGCUGCUGCCGGGGGUAGUGCUGCACCCAGCGGAAACCAAAGGACUGCAGCUCUGCAAGCUCAAAUCGACGACACUGUUGGCGUGAUGCGCGAAAACAUCAACAAAGUCUCACAGCGUGGUGAACGUCUCGACUCUCUCCAAGACAAAACGGACAACCUCGCCGUAUCCGCUCAAGGAUUCCGCCGAGGCGCCAACAGAGUGCGAAAACAAAUGUGGUGGAAGGACAUGAAAAUGCGCGUAUGCUUGGUUAUUGUGGUCAUCAUUUUGAUCAUAGUCAUUGUCGUUCCUGCUGUUGUCGCAACCAAACAUUAAGUCCUUAAAACUCCACGAAUGUUCUGACGAUGCGCUUUCUCGUUUUCCUCAUCCCAGCCUUGAUUUUACGAGCAUUGUUUAUGUUGUUUUCUUGGGGCCAGAAUAGGGUAUCGGGUCGUUUUGAGAGCGCGCUGCACAGAGUGCACGAACUCGAUCUUGCAAAUAAUUACGGCCCGGAGUACUCUUUGGAUUGUUGUAUCCAGUAUCAAGUGCAUACCGUCAUGAUGCUCCUCUCCUCAUCCUACACCGCGUUCUAUUGUUAGCUCCACGAUUCCUGCCGAUAAUCAAACCUUGUCGCAAGUCGCUAUAUAUCCCGGAUUUAAUCACAGUCCGCAGCAACUUGUCGCCGGAAGAAUCGCGGCUCACACCUCCCAACCUCCUACAACCCUUGUACAUGAUACUUUUUGGCGAAUGCUGUGUUUGUAUUUUUUCCUGUUGUCUGUGCUUCUUUUUGCGCUUUUGGCCCUAUGCAAGUUCUAAUGAGAUAACCUGGCGGAUGCAAAAUUUCGCGCUAUGAUUUCGUUCGAUUUGAUACAUUUCCAUUGGUAAUUGGCAUAUAAUAACUCAAAUUUUAAAAUGCAAUUA